AUGACUGCAAAGACGCGGCGUCACUUGACAUUGAAAUUCAUCGCCAAGACCUUGCAAACCAGAGCUUCAAAGUCGCCCAGCCCACCUUUGAUUCGAUUCCGACACAACCUCAACCGUGCGUAUCGAACAUCAGCCACAAUGCUUUUCUUCAGUUUCUUCAAAACUCUCGUAGAUCACGAGGUAACAAUCGAGCUAAAAAACGACCUCUCCAUCCGCGGUACUCUCAAAUCGGUAGACCAGUUUUUGAAUAUCAAACUAGACGAGAUCCAAGUCGUCGACGAGGUCAAAUAUCCACAUCUUUCUGCCGUCAAAAACGUCUUCAUCCGUGGAUCUGUUGUUAGAUACGUUCAUUUGCCGGCCAAUGCUGUAGACACGGCACUAUUGGAGGAUGCUACAAGAAGAGAAGCUGCAGCACAAGCGAACAAGGCGAAAUAA
Molecule: messenger RNA, 435 nt
Organism: Orbilia oligospora ATCC 24927
Lineage: Eukaryota; Fungi; Ascomycota; Orbiliomycetes; Orbiliales; Orbiliaceae
Exons: 4
Coding region: 1-435 (144 amino acids)
Biological process (GO): mRNA splicing, via spliceosome
Cellular component (GO): catalytic step 2 spliceosome; Lsm1-7-Pat1 complex; precatalytic spliceosome
Molecular function (GO): RNA binding
Source: RefSeq, a predicted model, not a curated record